GAGAGUCAGGGGUGUGCGUGGCAGGGGAGGCGGGGCCAAUCCUGCCCAGCAUUCUCGCGCGCUCGCGGCCGGGGCGCGUGCAGGUGGCGGUCGCCCCCGCAGGUGGGCUUGCGUGGGAGUGCGCGCGGCGGCCGAGACCGUCUGGCUCCCUGCUACAAAGACUCUCGUGGCGUGGGUGGCUUCAUCGGUAGCCCCUUCAAAAGGCAGAGACUGUCCCUUUCUGCAGGGACGAUAGGCAUUCUUCCCUAGGAUCGCUGCAGGCUCAGCGCCCCCAGCCAACGACAUGCCUCGGGGACGAAAGAGCAGGCGCCGCCGCAAUGCCAAGGCCGCAGAAGAGAACCGCAACAACCGUAAGAUCCAGGCCUCGGAGGCCUCGGAGACCCCGAUGGCCGCCUCCGUGGUCCCGAGCACCCCCGAGGACGACCUGAGUGGCCCCGAAGAAGACCCCAGCACCCCGGCGGAGGCCUCCACCACCCCCCAGGAGGCCUCCAGCACGGCUCAAGCGCAAAAGCCCACGGUCGCCCGGAGCAAUUUUCAAGGCACCAAGAAGAGUCUCCUGAUGUCCAUCUUGGCCCUCAUCUUCAUCAUGGGCAACAGCGCCAAGGAGGCGCUGGUCUGGAAAGUGCUGGGCAAGUUGGGGAUGCAGCCGGGCAGGCAGCACAGCAUCUUCGGCGAUCCGAAGAAGGUCGUCACGGAAGAGUUUGUGCGCCGAGGGUACCUGAUUUACAAGCCGGUGCCACGCAGCUGCCCCGUCGAGUACCAGUUCUUCUGGGGACCUCGAGCCCACGUGGAAUCCAGCAAGCUGAAAGUGAUGCAUUUUGUGGCAAGGGUGCGUAACCGCUGCUCCAAGGACUGGCCGUGUAAUUACGAUUGGGAUUCGGACGAUGAUGCCGAAGUUGAGGCUAUCCUCAACUCAGGGGUGGCAGAUUACUUCGCUCCUUAGGGAAAUCUGGCGCACACCCCCAGGGGUGUUGGGGGGCGGGGCGGGGUGUAAAGAGCUUCACAGGUACCCCAAGGAGUAGAUCACCGGGGUUCUCAGUUGGAUGUUGAUGGGGAAGCGGGCGCGCUGUGUUUGUAUUUGUGAUCAGUGCUAAUAAUAGUUUGAAGUGCGACAAAGACCUUUUGCUUUGGCUAUUGUAAAAUUUUCUUCGCUUUAAUACGAUGUUGCUUAAGGUCACACGAUAUGUUUCAAAUACGAUGGAAGAAAAGGUGUCUUUCUUUUUCUGUCUUUUGAUUUGGUGUAACAGUUUUGCUCACGUUAAACAAUGAAGCCUUUUUCAUCAUAUUCUGUGAUCUGGUACCUGUUUUAUAGCAUUGAAUAGUCUGUUCUUUGAAAUAACCAGUAAACUGUGAAAGAAGGAUGGGGCGGUGGGGGUGGCGGUGGGGGUGGGGAGGGGAAGGGUUCAUUUAUGUCUGACCUAUCUGAAAACCUUUGUGUCUGCUGUUGUGUAUAGAAGACUUAAGACUUACCGUGAUGUUGCUUAGUUAUUGCAGAAUAUAGGGGAAAAAAUAAAAGCAUAAUAUCGAG
Pipistrellus kuhlii (Kuhl's pipistrelle) is the source of this 1528-nucleotide messenger RNA. RefSeq names its product MAGE family member H1 (gene MAGEH1). Gene Ontology annotation, biological process: negative regulation of transcription by RNA polymerase II. The record is from RefSeq and is a predicted model, not a curated record. The coding region runs from base 284 to 943 and encodes 219 amino acids. Gene Ontology annotation, cellular component: nucleus. The transcript has a single exon. Lineage: Eukaryota; Metazoa; Chordata; Mammalia; Chiroptera; Vespertilionidae.